Molecule: messenger RNA, 3355 nt
Organism: Galleria mellonella (greater wax moth)
Lineage: Eukaryota; Metazoa; Arthropoda; Insecta; Lepidoptera; Pyralidae
Gene: l(2)dtl
Product: protein lethal(2)denticleless
Exons: 4
Coding region: 132-2171 (679 amino acids)
Biological process (GO): proteasome-mediated ubiquitin-dependent protein catabolic process; mitotic G2 DNA damage checkpoint signaling
Cellular component (GO): nucleus
Molecular function (GO): protein-macromolecule adaptor activity; protein binding
Source: RefSeq, a predicted model, not a curated record
GCUGUCAAAUCACGUCAAUGGUGUCAAAACAAAUUACAUAUUGUUGUUAUAUUUCAUAUAUAUAGAAAAAUCUAGACUUAUUAUUUAAUAUUUUUUUUAUUAUUCCUGUGAAGUAUAAUUAUGGUACUAAUAUGAAUUUCGUUCAAAGUGUUAUCGACCGUCAGAUGGGAAUUUAUUGCCGUCUGAAUUAUGACAGUGUUCUAAAACGACUGGUAGUGGGUAGCGAGGAGUCAUUUUAUGGUCUAAACAAUGCACAUGUUGCAAUCGGCUUCGAUCAGGAUCCACCGAUAUUCGCGUGCCGGUUUUCUGAAGCUUCUGGCUACGAACACAUUCUAGCCCUUGCCAACGAAGAUGGGAGAGUUGCUAUUCAGGAUACAUCAAAUCCAUGUGCGGCUAGUGGUAUGGAGAGCUUCCAGUGCCACAACAACGCUGUGUUCGACCUGGCGUGGAAGCCAGGCUACAUGAACUUUGUUACAGUUUCAGGUGAUCAUACAGCAAGCCUUUGGGAUAUCUCAGACGGCACCCCAAAGAGUAUACAGACUUUUUCGAGCCAUACAAGAUCAGUUAAAACUGCAGUGUUCCGUCCUAUGGAACCUUCAGUGUUUGCCACUGGUGCUAGGGACGGGCAUAUACUCAUUUGGGAUAUUAGGACCACCAGUCAACCCUCCGUCGUGCUCAAGCCUGACAACUGUUUAUUGAAUUGCCAUUCUAGCUUCACUCCUAAAACUCCAGGCUCUCAUAGCAAGAGGCCACGCUUCGACCAGCACAGAGCUAUCAGCAUCACAGGCCUCGUCUUCCAGAACGAUUUAACAUUAAUUUCUUGCGGGGAGUGCGACGGGAACAUUAAAGUGUGGGAUCUGCGCAAAAACUACAACAUUUACAAGAGAGAACCGCUGCCUAAACACUCGAUACCCUAUUGCGGCAGCUCCACCAAAAAUGGCUACACGAACCUCAUAAUAGACGACGCCCAGACGAGGCUCUACGCCAGCUGCAUGGACAACGUCAUAUACUGUUUCAACAUAUCCACAUACAAUGCCAUGCCGGAGCAAAGGUACAUCGGGCACGAGAACAGCACUUUCUACAUCAAAACAAGCCUCAGUCCCGACUGCAUGUACUUGGUGAGCGGCAGCAGCGACAAGAACGCGUAUAUAUGGAACGUCAAGUACUCGGAGCCGGUGGUGAAGCUGGUCGGCCACUGGGCCGAGGUGACGUGCGCGGCGUGGUGCCGGCGCGGCGACGUGAAGCUGGUCACCUGCAGCGACGACGCGCACCACAAGAUAUGGAGGAUCGGCCGCGAGGCGCCCGACGGCGACCGCGAGCUGAGCGGCCGCGCGGAGGUCGCCCCGCGCGCCGACCGCACGAGCCUGCCGCAGUGGGGCGCCCGCGACCACACGCCCAGUUCCAUGAAACGUAAAUUGAACACUACGCCCAGUUCGUACAGCGCGAAGCGUUCGCGGUCAUACACCUUGUCUGCCAGGAAAACUAAGCGAUGUCUCACAGACCUGAUGAACUCUACUAGGGAUCUCGAGGAGCUCGAGGUGGUCGUAAAAAAGUUUAAACUGGACGCGCCGACUAAUCCCGAGGAGGAAGUGAAGUUGUUGCCGGCAGGAAUCAAGCGUCACCACGACAGUACUCAGUGUACGAGCCCGGUUAAGAAACGUGCCGUAGACCGGGAGCCACAUUGCUCUGUGUCGAGUGACUGGAGCUACACCACGCCCUUGCCGGGCACCUCGUUCAUGACGCCCACGAAGAAUUACGAGAAGAAAUCCUGUAAAAUUCUAUCACCUAAGAGUCCAAAGAUAAUGUCGCCCAACAAUAUUCACAGGUCGCCCGUCAAGGUGUCACCGAGCAAGGUUAGAAUUAUUACAUUCACCACGCCCACAAAGAAUCUACCUAAUUUCGUGUUGGACGGAGAAGCGCCACAUUUGAGGCUGAUGUCGCCGGUAAAGAAGAAACAAGAGACGACAGAUUGGCUGACACUCAUGGGCCGGGAGAAGAGGGGGAAAAAUUCAGAGCCGGAAAAAGUGAACGCCGACUCGCCGCUCAGCCCGAAGGAAAACAGUCUAGCGCGGCGCAAUACCUCCUUGGAGAAAACUCCGAAAUUUAAAAGUAAAACAUUAUUGAAAUAUUUUAGUGUAGCGACUAAGGAUAAGGGACAUAAUAAGUUUUAAAUUAAUUUUAUCCCCUAAGUACAAAGUGGACUGAUUCUCAAAUCCUAAUUUCAUUUAUGCAUUUAUUUUUAGUGUGAACGAUAAUUGGAUUAUGUGCAAGUGCAGUCUCGUGUUUCAUGUCUUUUGAACGGCAGAUAUGUACAAUGGUUAAAUAUUUUUUUAGAAAAUGCCCUUUCUAAGUGUUAAGAUGGCAUCGAAAAGGAUAAGAGCGACUGAUCAGUUUGAUCCCUCGGCAUUCUCUAAUUAAAUAUACCGUUUACUAUUGUAAUGAUAUUUAACUUUGUGAUAAGAUCAUUUUUUCAGAUUUGAAUUUUGUUUAUACAACUAUUAAUACAGGACAGAAUAUGACCAAAUAUUAAAAAAAAAAUUGGUAGUUCCAUGGAAAAUAAAAAGAGUACAUUUGUGCUAGUCUUUCAAUCAUAUUUGCUUACUUGAUGGCAGACACCAUGUAGCCUAAUGAUACACCAUAUUAAAAUCCAUCGAGCUGUUUUAGAGUUUACAUUGUAUCAAACAUUAGUAUUCUUUACCAGUUGGGUAAAAAUUGUUUUCAAUUAAUACAAUUUGUGGUGGCCGUCAAGUUGAUAAGCUUACAGCUCAAGUAGUAAGUACUGUGGUCACAGAAAAUAGAGCCUUCUAAUACUCUGUUACGUCCAUGGCACUGGUCAUGUCUAUAUGCGACGGUGGCCAUUUUCCAUCAGGUGGCCCGUCAGCUUGUUUGCCAUUCUAAGUUGCGUAAAAAAAGCACGGGGCGAUUCUGAAGUCCCAUUUCUCUAAACCUACCUAAUAUUAAAAUUUCUAUUUUUCAAUCAGUGAAACCAUUAUUAUUAGGACCGAUAUGAACUAAUUUUCUGAACGAAAAUUAUAUGGAAUUAUUUAAGUAUGUAUUUGAAACUUAAAAUAUACAUUUAUAUAUUCACAUUAUUGUACAUAUGCAUAUCUGUAUAUGUAUUAAAAAAACAGUUUCGUGGCUCCAGUCAAACUGUUUAUAAUUACUCCUCUCCAUCCAAAGGUUGCCUGCAAGAGAUCGCUCUUAGCGAUAAGGCUGUCCAUUGUUUUGUCAGUGUAAUAUUUUCUUGUAAUUGUUUGUAUUUAUAAUAAGUUUACUAUUGUAAUCUUAUAGGGGAAACAAGAGUAUCUAUCUAAUUUUCUAAUAGAUUUAAGUAAAAUUUAUUAUAUAUAUAUAU